GGCAAAGAAAUUUAGCUUGAAAUUUCAAAAUGAGCCAUAAAUACCUCUCCCGUGAAAAGUUCUUACUCAUCAUUUUCCUCCUUCACUCUUGAUUCUGAUAAUCUGAUUUUGGUCUCGAGGAUUCAUAUAGAAUUAAAUAUUCCGGUGUUGUCGAAGUGACUGUUUAUCCUCAUACUCUAGAGCGCCUGGGUAUAACUUCUGCCGGCACCAUCUGUCUCUCUCUCUCUCUCUCUCUCUCUCUCUCUCUCUAUAUAUUACAUCCAUAUAUAUGACAUCGGCACAUACGUGAACAGGAUAUAGCUCAGCCACCGUCACGUGCUUUGUUUCUCGGAAGUUCGCGGUCUCUCGAUUGGCACCGUACUGUCUGUCCAGCAUCCAGUCCAGUUCCAGUCAGUCACAGUCCAGCCAGUCCAGUCCUACUCCGUCCAAGCAACCAACCUCCAUCCAGAUCCAGCCCGCCCGGAAUACGGUAAAAUCCUAUAAUCAGUCGGCCAGAGGGAAUAAUAAUCCGGCCGUUUACAUUUUACCUUCCACAUUCCGUAUUCACCUCGUCCUUUUCGGUGGUACCAUUGUACGAAGGGCUACGGUGCCGAUUUCCUCCAGACUAGACGGCGCACCACCACAUUACACACCUGCCUGCCUUCCUUCCUACAUACAUAUCUACCUCUGAUCCAUCCUUACCCCAGUCACCCUCAAAGGUCACGUCAACAAUUCUGAUAAAUCUAUUUGUCAAGCAAAUCAAAACCCAAGAACGCUCGGAAACUAUCAACGCCCCCUCAAAGAACUAAGAGUCCCAAGAAGCAACUCCCACUGCCUCCUACGCUGCCUAUCGAGGUACGAUUUGGAUAAUAACUUUCCAACAUGCAAUCAAUCGCGCCCGCGCCGGUUGCACAAAUGCAGAACCAGGAAAUGAGUGCAGAUAAUGAUUUAAGAGCUCAGCUCUUGAACUUGACCUCGCAGUCUCAGCAUCAUAAUACUCAGACACAUGGCUAUAACCACGAAGUGCAAGCUUCGAGUAGUGCUUCACCUCACGACCAUAAUAUAGAUCCUGCUAUCGGCGGACAAAUGAUGUCGGAAAGUGGAGGAGACGACGCAGAUGGUAGAAAAGGUGGAAAACGCGAGCUUUCUCAAUCGAAGCGUGCAGCUCAGAAUCGCGCAGCUCAGAGAGCAUUUCGUCAGCGCAAAGAAGGAUAUAUUAAGAAGCUUGAAGAGCAAGUCCGUGAUUUCCAUGCAUUGGAGGAUAACUACAAGGCCAUUCAUGCCGAGAAUUACUCUUUGCGCGAGUACAUUAUCCGACUUCAAUCUCGACUUAUUGAAUCCCAAGGCGAAUUUCCACAACCACCACCACACAUUAACUUAAGCCACCCAUCGCAGCACCCUCAUCCUCCACCACCUCAACAAAGACAAAUGGAGCCAUUAGAUCAUAUGCAACGACAUGAAGCUCCCAUUGCCCCCAUGGCCCCUAUGGGUGCUCUCCAACCUUCUGCCGCAAGAACUCUGGCAGCAGCCAGUCUCAAACACCCUAGUGAAGAGCAGCAAGUUCACCAGCCACAACAACAACAGCAGCAGCAGCAGCAGCAGCAGCAGCAACCAUAUCCACCCCACCCAGAAAAUAAACGAUUCAAGGAUGACGAUUCUAAUGACGAGAAUCUCAUACGCUCACAACUGGCCGGUGGACAAAUAACCAAUGACGGCCUACCAACUUCUAUGUCCAUGUAAUAUCUCAGACACAGGAUCUAACUUGUUCUUCUUCUGCUUUUUAGGCGUUGAUAAAGACGGAGGCUAUUUGGGAUGGUUUACUGAUAGGGCACAUGGGUGGAGUUUCUACUUUUAUAUAAAAGUGGUACCCCACUCUCAUAGGGGUGUUUCAAUCAAGCAAUUACUGAUUUUGCUUUUACCGUUUCUUACAAAGGCGUUCAUCUUUCUCUUACUUUUCUCUCUGUCUCCUUCUUCGCUUCUUUCACAUGUGUUUAUUCAUUGUGGUUUCUACAUCUUGGUGUCUUUUCUCAUCCGUAAGUGGAGUGGGAACAUGGUAUGGAAACUUCGGGGUUGUGUCGCGAGAAUGUCGAUAUACAUAUGCGUGCAGAAAGACUCGAGGAAUAACAGUCAGCACAGUGGUUUUUUGGUGGAUGCGUGGAUAGGUGGAAAGACAGAUAUUGAAUGGAUGGAUGGAUGGAUGGACAAGAUGCGCAUAUGCAGAUAUUAGCUAGCUUGCGUGCUCAUUAAGCAGCAAAGGUACCGAAAAUUCAAGAUUUUUCAAAUAUAUUCAAUGGUGUUCUGAAGGUAGUGUGAUGGUUCUCCCUCCGUCCCAAUAACGUGCA
Botrytis cinerea B05.10 is the source of this 2321-nucleotide messenger RNA. RefSeq lists its product as hypothetical. Gene Ontology annotation, molecular function: DNA-binding transcription activator activity, RNA polymerase II-specific; transcription cis-regulatory region binding. Gene Ontology annotation, cellular component: RNA polymerase II transcription regulator complex. The coding region runs from base 862 to 1719 and encodes 285 amino acids. Lineage: Eukaryota; Fungi; Ascomycota; Leotiomycetes; Helotiales; Sclerotiniaceae. The transcript has 4 exons. The record is from RefSeq and is a predicted model, not a curated record.